Molecule: messenger RNA, 1443 nt
Organism: Cladophialophora bantiana CBS 173.52
Lineage: Eukaryota; Fungi; Ascomycota; Eurotiomycetes; Chaetothyriales; Herpotrichiellaceae
Exons: 5
Coding region: 1-1443 (480 amino acids)
Source: RefSeq, a predicted model, not a curated record
AUGGAUCACCCUGGCGACCUUGACAGAAGGCAAAGUCGAACAGUAAACCCAUUAUUUCCUGCACACCAGCAGCAAGAAGAUGAGGAACAGCGGCCGCAUCAGCGGCGGCAGGACCUUCACGGACAGCCUGCAGAACAACAUCGACUACCGCUCCAUCGCCGCAGGAUCUCCCGGCCAUCUGACAGUGAAGUUAUUCGACUAGGGAAUCCGGGGGCGCGGGACUUGUCGCAUUCGCCUUUUCCCCUUCCAGGAAACAGUUUCGUCCAGCGUGCGAUUCAGUUCUGGGUGAAGCAGUAUUCUCCGGCAACGGUUCAGCGUCCACAUUUCGUUGGCCAGGGUCCGGAUCUUGCCCUUCUGCGCGACUACAUACCGUUCCUCAUGAAUGAUCGUAUGACCUUUUCAGCGCUUGUUGCUAUGUCCUCCUUCAGCGCCAACAUUGCUGCUACUGGUAGUCGCGACGCUCCAUCAGAAUCUCUCAGGUUCUAUCAGUCUGCCGUUUCGCUGUUACGGGAGAGGUUGACCGAUGAGUCGCAGCGGUCCAGUGAUGCAAUCAUCGUGACUCUGGCAAACUUGUGCGCGUUUGAGCCCACUGAUCUGCGUUGUCUGAGUCUGGGCCUGCAGGCCUUUUCGGGAAACUAUGAUGCAGUAGACAUGCACACGCUGGGCAUCAAACAGGUCGUUGCUCUUCGAGGCGGCACCAGCCAAUUAGGUUUCGAGGGAUUCCUGAAGACGGUGGCGACGGCGUGGCAGAACUUUUAUGCAGCCCGACAUUCCAUCUCCCUGACCGACCGGCGCUUCUUUCCUGAAGACGGAAAAUUCACCUACCCAGAACAUCCCUUCGAUCCCGACCUGUGCGACAUCAUUACAAGGUUUCGACCGGGCCUGACUGACAUAGCCUUGUCUGGCUUGCUGAGUCAUCAGAUCAUCAACCUGAUCGCACAUGUCAACAACUGGGUGCAAGAAGUGAACGCCUCUCUCCAAGAGUCGGAUGUGUACAAUUUGCAUGAACUGUCCCAGAGUUCGCGCAAUGUCACCUUAUGCGGCGAGUUCCUGCACAAGCCGGGAUUGACAAUGGUCGAGCAACUUCUCGUUCUUGCCCUGACUGCAUUCUGCUAUUCCACAGAUACGACACGAUCCAUGUUUUACCUGACAAAUGCUUAUCUGCAAAUUCGUUGCAAGCACAUGAGGACGCUGUAUAUUGAGGUGACGGGCAGAAAUGAGGCAUUUAUGACCUGGGUCGCAACCAUGCUUCUUGCCACAUUCGAACCCGCAUCACAGCCUUGGUUUCUGGGCCUAUCAAUCCUGCGAGCGCGCCCGACACUGCGAGACUGGCAGGCAAAUGUCAGGAUUUGCGAAGAUUAUUUCUGGAAUGAUGGCCUUUCAUUGAGACUGGCCUCGAAGCUCGGUUAUCUCAGGGGAACAGAGCGCCAGGGUCAGGGCUGA